Molecule: messenger RNA, 915 nt
Organism: Paraglomus brasilianum
Lineage: Eukaryota; Fungi; Glomeromycota; Glomeromycetes; Paraglomerales; Paraglomeraceae
Source: the annotation of a GenBank genome assembly
AUGAUCACGUCUUCCCAACCGUAUAAGGACGAAAUAACUGCAACUGGGAUUCUGAAUUCAUCAGCACAAUUAUGGGGGCUUCUUCUUGUGGCCAUAAUGGAUGCAACUGAAGAUACUAAUCAGAAGUUUAGCAUGCGUGUGCCUAAUUGGCUAUUAUUUAUAAUAUUGUGUGCCGGGAUUAGGACGCUCUGGGCGAUUGACCACAAUGUUGGCAAAGGGACGUCCCUGCCGAUGCCGACGCAAGACGAAAAUGACAAUAUUAUUCUGGUUGAUAAUUCUAAAAAUAUUGAUCUAUUUAAUCAUAAAGUAAGAAGACAAUCUACGAUAAGUGAAACAGAUGAUGCAAGAAUAAAAGCAGUACCCAUACGUCAACACUGGCCACCAGAGGAAUAUGAAGAAGAAGAGGUGUAUUUAAUUAAGAAUGCAGACGAGUACAAUGAGUUUCUUGGUAGGAUUGGUAUAAGUUUUAACAAUCAACGAACAUUUCAACAAGUAUUGACUCAUAAGAGCUAUAAACACGGAAACGUUCCCACAAACGAACGAUUGAAAUUUGUUGGUAAAAAGACACUUCAGUUAUAUGGUGCUGAACAUUUGCUGAACAAAGUCCCAUCCAACGAGUUAUCAGAGACAGUGAAGGAAUUAAAAGAUGAGCGCGCGCUGGGAUCUAUUGGAAUAGAACUCGGAUUAAACAAACUCGUUAGAUUCUUACCGAUAAAUCACAUUCGACUGCAAGAAGCCAAGAGACGUGGUCAAUUGAUCGAGCGGUCUGGGGAGACAUCGGUUACAGGGAGUGCGCUCUUGGCUCUUAUUGGGGCGAUAUAUCAUGAGAAAGGUGCUCUUGCAGCAAAAGAAUUUAUUCACUCAUUCAUCUUACCGAAACAUCGCGUUUGUAUGAAACUACGGCGCGAGAAGUGA